AUGGAUAAGAAAAUUAUGAAGUUUGAGGAAGAGAUCAAGAAGAUAGAUGACAUGGUAAGCAAUGUGGUAUAUGAUGGAAUAGUGGAGAUGUCGCGAUCCCGACUUGCGAAGGACAUGGAGAAAAACACCAGGUACUUCCACAACAUAGCUUUAACAAGAAGGAUGAAUAACAUGAUUGAUGCGCUGGAAGAGUCUCUUAUGGUGGGUUUUAGGGAUGGACUGGUGGAUAUGAUAGCUGAAGAGGAUUCUGCGGCUUUGGAGGUGUUGCCGUCGAUUGAGGAGUAUAGAGAUGUAGUGUGGGACUGUGAAUCAUCUAGGGCCCCAGGAAGUGAUGGGGUUGAGUUCACGGUAACUGUGUUGGGAUUCUUUCAGACAUCUAGGUUACCGACAGAUUCUAAUAUCACAUGGGUUGCAUUGGCACCAAAGUUCAUUGGGGUUAAGGAGAUUAAGGACCUUGGACCAAUUAGCAUGGUUGGUUGUGUGUAUAAGGUGAUUUUUAAGGUAUUGGUUAGGAGGAUGAGAUCAGUUAUGCCAGGCUUGGUUGAAGAAACUCAGAGUGCAUUUGUCAAGGGUCGGAAAAUACAUGAUGAGGCUCUUAUUGCUUGUGAAACUGUGAAGGGGGUGGGUUAUAGAGUGUGUCGGCACAACUUCUAUGUCAAUGUUGAUAAAUGGUUCACCAACGAAGCCGUUCAAGAUGGAAAUAGGUCUGAGAUAAGAAUGAUUGGAGAGUCAGUUAGAAACGGCUGGAUAUCCCCAUUAUUCAUUGAGAGAGACAAUAUAGAAUUGUCACAUCUUCAGUUUAUCGAUGAGACUGUGUUAUUUUGUCUACCAAAGGAGGAGAUUAUUAAGAACUACAAGAGGCUUCUACGAUGCUUUGAGUUGAUGUUGAGGUAUUACAGGCAAGAAUGCUUCCAGAUGAGUAUGAUGGUUGGAAGUAUCAACGAAAAAGAGGUUUGCACUUUAUAUGCUUCUCAUGUGACAAAUAUGACCACAAGACGGAUCAGUGCUCUAAAUUUGCCGUCACUAAGACCCAGCAAUCGAAUUUGGUUACUGCAUCCAGCUAAGGAGGGGAUGGACUAG
Arachis stenosperma is the source of this 1080-nucleotide messenger RNA. RefSeq lists its product as uncharacterized. The record is from RefSeq and is a predicted model, not a curated record. The coding region runs from base 1 to 1080 and encodes 359 amino acids. The transcript is spliced from 8 exons. NCBI's taxonomy places the organism in Eukaryota, Viridiplantae, Streptophyta, Magnoliopsida, Fabales, Fabaceae.